UGUUAAGCCCGUAUAUAAUUUAUUGUAUUUAGUUAACGGGCUAAGUUUAGGCCCUUGGCUUAGGUUGUAUAUAUAUAUACCGAAUUAACAAUCAAUACAAACUAAGAAUACACAUUCUUGACAUGGUAUCAGGCCUAACUUAAAACAAACCCUAAACACAGAAUUUUGAUUUCCUCUCCACGAUUGUUCACGGAACAGAGCAUCCAUGGAAGACAGGAAACUCGAUCCUUCAUCUCCUUUCUAUCUUGGUGCUGAAGAUCAACCGGGAAAUUUGAUCACUCACGUGGUCUUGAAAGGCGACAAUUACCUGGCUUGGUCGAGGGCAAUUAUGUUGUCUCUUCGAUCUCGUCGAAAAUUUGGGUUCGUCGAUGGAACAAUCACGAACCCAACUGACAAGAAGAUAGAAAUUAUUGGAUUGGGAAACAACCCAUUCAAUGCUCGUUUCAUGGAUAUUGCGCUCUAUGGAACCUAAACUCGCGACAUCACUGCUCUUCUUUGAUGAGGCUCAACGCCUUUAGGCUUAUUUAGAACAGAGGUAUUUUGUCUCUAAUGGACCAAGGUUGCAGCAACUUAGGUCGAAGAUUACUGAUUGUCGGCAAACUGAAAAUAUGUCGAUUAAAGAUUAUUAUACAACACUCAUGUGCUUGUUUGAUGAUCUGACCAGAAUUAAACCUCUUCGUGGCAGCGAAUGCGGGAAGUGCUCGUGUGAUGUUGCGGGUAAACUUGCAGCAGACAGGGAGGAGGAGAUACUCCAUCAAUUUUUAUGUGGAAUUGAUGACUCUAAGUAUGCUGUGGUGCGAACGAACUUGUUAUCACAGCAGCCUCCGGUUGAUCUAAGCCGCGCAUAUCAAGCUCUCCUCCAGGAGGAGGAAUCGCGCGGAUUUGUUAAGGGGAGGGUUGAUAGGGAACAAGUGAAGGAUGCUCACGCGUUUGCCGUUUCUGCAAUUCGCUCGAAGGGAAUCUCGGAUCGGCGGGAUAAAUCAAAACUAUUUUGCUCACAUUGCAAGAAAACAGGACAUGACAACGAGGGGUGUUUUGUUCUUCAUGGUUAUCCUGAGUGGUGGUACGAGUUGAAGCGCAAGAAGGAGGGAACUACCGGAGGUAAUUCUGCUCGUGCUAAAGCUACUGCCUCUGAUGGUGGUUCGGGGAAGCCUGCGGCUGUUCGCGCCAAUGUAGUGACAGGGGCAGCCUCCGAAGGUGGGGACAAUGUGUCCUUGAGUGACCUCAAAACCGAAGAUAUCCGGGUUUUGAUGAAUAUGGCUACUCUUCAACAGGAGCGAAUGCAAGGACCAACGUUCGGGGAGCCUGAUUGGAGCCGGUGAACGAAAGGAGGGACUCUACUAUUUUCGGCGAAUUCCUACAGUAUUUACGGUUCAAGCUACUUCGGUGUCAGAUUUUGAGCUGUGGCAUAAAAGACUUGGACAUCCGUCGGAUAGAGUGGUUAAGUUGAUUCCUCCUCUUCGUAGUAGUUCUACUAAGAAAAGUUUGAAUAAAGCUUGUUGAUGUGUCUAUUUUAUAUAGUAUUUUACCCCCGUCCCUUGGUCAUAAUUAGUAGUGUUUUUGGCUCUUUAGA
This is a messenger RNA of Chenopodium quinoa (quinoa), 1573 nucleotides long. RefSeq lists its product as uncharacterized. The record is from RefSeq and is a predicted model, not a curated record. NCBI's taxonomy places the organism in Eukaryota, Viridiplantae, Streptophyta, Magnoliopsida, Caryophyllales, Amaranthaceae. The transcript has 2 exons. The coding region runs from base 609 to 1322 and encodes 237 amino acids.